Guillardia theta CCMP2712 is the source of this 727-nucleotide messenger RNA. RefSeq lists its product as hypothetical. The coding region runs from base 79 to 588 and encodes 169 amino acids. The record is from RefSeq and is a predicted model, not a curated record. The transcript has a single exon. NCBI's taxonomy places the organism in Eukaryota, Cryptophyceae, Pyrenomonadales, Geminigeraceae.
GCUCCUCGCCUGGCUGCGGGGGAGCUCCUACAAGACAGGGAUCCGGACACUCUGGAGCGGUUCCCCAACAUCCUUGCCAUGAGGGAGGCGAAGAUCAUGGAUUGGAUGUUUAUUUCUGACCAGAUGUACAACUUCUCGUCUCACAUUGCUUGCAGAGAGUUCUUCCUCGACCCGGCUGUGGUGCUGGAGAGGCUCCAACAAACUUUUGGGCUGGCGAGGAGGAGCCCUGGAGGCGGCUGGGACCUGUCGCAGUGCGAGAUGGUGCACGGAGUGUCGUUUUGCAAGAACAGCAAGGGGAAGAAGGUAGCCUCGGACUGGAACGAGGCGAAGAUGGUGGAGAAGAGAAACUUCUACCUGUCGGGCAAGUUCAUGCAGGACUUCACUCAGGACGCCCUUGACAUCGCCAACGCAUGGCUGAGCCCUGACCUGGAGGCCGCGCUGGGCUACGAGCUCGUCAACGACCUCACCUUGGCUUCUGCUCCUUACGAUCCUAUCAGCCGGUGCACCGUGCAUCGACCGUACAACGCUCCCAUGUCCGCAGCAUGUCUCACAGAGUUCAAGCACAAGGCAGAGGCGGCGAGCAGGUAAGAGGCUGCUAGCAGAGCCCUCUUGUAGCCUGUUCUCUCCUCCCUCCUGCCGUCCUGCCAGGCUGUUUGCUGCUCUUCCCCCCCUCCCCCCCUCCCCUCCCACCAAUGCCAUGGCGCCUUAAAAAAAAAAUUAAUUUCCG